Molecule: messenger RNA, 1245 nt
Organism: Penicillium samsonianum
Lineage: Eukaryota; Fungi; Ascomycota; Eurotiomycetes; Eurotiales; Aspergillaceae
Product: WD40 repeat domain-containing protein
Exons: 1
Coding region: 1-1245 (414 amino acids)
Molecular function (GO): protein binding
Source: RefSeq, a predicted model, not a curated record
AUGAACCCUCAACUGCCAGCCUAUUCCGGGUCCACCCUAGACCAGCCGGCUGAGGGCGUUCUUGAUGAAGACUUGUCUAUAAUUUUUCGCUGUCGGCUGUCCAUACCAUGGCAGGAACAGCAGGUAGUAUACGUUGAAUUCUCAGCAUGCAACAAUUUUCUCAUCGUUCUUUGCCCAUGGCGGGAACCUACGGCGCAAUCCACCGAAAGAAAGAAGCAUGACAUCCUUGCGUAUGAUCUCGAGACCCGUGAUUUCCUGCGUCUGGGAGCCCUAAGCUCAGCAAUGUUGGGUGGGUAUUAUGUGGGAGCCAGGGGCGCAGCCAUUGGCCCCGCCGCCACAGCGCAGAAUGACAAGCUCGGCGGCCUCUUGCGGUCAAAGCCAAGCAGGGUCCUCCCUUUAGCCAUUUGCCACAAUCCAAUCAUCCAGGGAAGUAAGGCGCUCGAUUCCACGCCCAGGAUCGACAUCGUGGAUUUAUACAAAUUGAAGCGCAAGCGCUACUCGUCCACCAUCCAGAUCCAGGGACCGCUGGCAUGGUCUCCUGACGGGUCACUUUUGGCUGGCCUACACUUUGGUGACCCAACCAAAGUGUCGCUCUUCCAGCCGCAAAUGGACGGUAUCCCUCGGAUGGCAUGUCUACCGGGCCACCUAGCGGACAUUACGCAGCUAGCCUUCAUGCCGGACGGCAAGAGCAUCCUCAGCCGAGCGAGCGACGGCGUGGACCGCCUUGUCAGCACAUCCCCCACGAGCCCGGGUAGGCUACUCAAGAGCUUCCGCGUGCCAUCGUCAAGCCGGUAUCCAGCCAGCAUUCUGCAGAUAUCGUCGGAUGGCAGCCGCGUAGCAUCCGUGUGGGGCCGGCUCGUCGUGCUCUGGCACUCGGAAUCGGGACUGCUCGAGAGCUACGAGCUCGAAUCCGCGCGCCCCGACGCUGAUCUGUUCCCUCUAGCCAUUUCACCCGACUGUCACCUUCUUGCGUGCCGCUCCGACACGGGCGUUGAGGUGUGCGACCUGCUGACAGGCCGGCGCCGGGGCGGUGCGACAUGGAAGGGCGGCGGGACCGGGUUCGCGACUGCGGCGGGUUUCAGCGGCGGCACCGGUAUGAUGCUGGCUGUGGGAAUGUUCAACGGCGGAGUCACGGUGUAUAACGUGCUUGACGAGGGGGAGGAGCCUCCCGUUGAACUGGAGACCCACGAGCAGCCAGUGGAAGUUCAAGCAGUGCCGAUACGACCGUUUGAGGUGUCAAGGUAG